AUGUCCCCACAAUGGGAAACCGCCAAAAACUGCCACCGAGCAUUAACCCUCCUAUCUCGAAACAUUCAACACUCAAGCACGGUCCCAACCUUACACAGACCCUCCGAACCCCCUCUGUCAAGAACCAGACCGGAGGACGAUAACGACUUCGACACGCGCAAGAAACGCCGCCUAAAUUCCCAUCCCGUCACGAGGACUUCUCGACUAGGGUCUUCGAGCUUCGAGAUGACCCUUGAUGGAACGGUGCAUCCUAGUGAUAAUGACGAGGAUACUAAUGACCCGGGUUUGGGUGUCCAGAAUAUGUCGUACUCUAAUGACAUCCAAGUGUCGAAUAAUCCGUCAGAACUGGUACAGGGUGGGACUAGGUUGCUAUUGUCUCCUGAUACCAUUCAGAGUCCCGAGGACCGGCUUUUCUUUUCGGAGGGUGGUUCGCACAGUAUGAUGGAUUUUGAUUUAAAUAUGGUUGAUUUGUUGCAGGGGGCGAACUUUGAUAAUUUGUUUGACAUGUUUGGGCAGCAGUAUCCGAGUUUCUGA
Molecule: messenger RNA, 534 nt
Organism: Aspergillus oryzae RIB40
Lineage: Eukaryota; Fungi; Ascomycota; Eurotiomycetes; Eurotiales; Aspergillaceae
Product: transcription factor domain-containing protein
Exons: 1
Coding region: 1-534 (177 amino acids)
Source: RefSeq, a predicted model, not a curated record